This is a messenger RNA of Agelaius phoeniceus (red-winged blackbird), 1205 nucleotides long. It is a transcript of the gene SUSD3, whose product is annotated as sushi domain containing 3. The record is from RefSeq and is a predicted model, not a curated record. NCBI's taxonomy places the organism in Eukaryota, Metazoa, Chordata, Aves, Passeriformes, Icteridae. Gene Ontology annotation, cellular component: plasma membrane.
CCGAGUGGCCCCUCCUCUCGCCCCGCUGCCCCUCCUCCCCCGCCCCGCGGCUGUCGCGGAGGGGCCGCGGGGCGGGCGCCCGGCGGGGCUCGACGGGAUGGGCCGUGCCGCGCUGCUCCCCCCGGCCCAGCCCCAGCGGAGGGCGGGCGGGUGUGGGUGCGGUGCACCUGCCGGGCGGCUCGGCGCGGCGGGGCUCGGCGGCGCUCGGCGGAGCCAUGCCGGCCGCCAGCACACCCGGGCUGGACACGCCGCGCACCUCUGCGCUAGGGCGGGACAGCGGCGGCCCCCGCGCAUACACAGGGCAGUGCAGCCACCUCCUCUCGCCGCAGCUCGGCUCGCUGCAGGUCCUUCAUGGCAACGGCACCGAGGUGGGAACAGUGGUCACCUUCCAGUGCUCUGCCGAGCACCAGCUGGAGGGAGCGGCCAUCGUCACCUGUGUUUGGGAAGGGAACAGCACGCAGUGGACAGCCGGAGUGCCCUCCUGCAAGCCCAUAUCAAAAUACGAGACUUUUGGCUUUAAGGUCGCAGUAAUUGCCUCCAUUGUGAGCUGUGCUGUCAUUCUGCUGAUGUCCAUGGCUUUCUUAACUUGCUGUCUGAUCAAAUGUGCAAAGAAAAGUGAGAGGAGAAGAACUCAAAGAGAAAUGCAGCUGUGGUACCAGCUGAAGACUGAAGAACUAGAGCACAUGCAAGCUGCUUACUUUGGUUUUAAGGGAAGGAACAGUAACAACAAUAAUAACAAACUCAGGAUUCCUUCUGUAUUCGGUGACAUGACUAAGAUGGUAUAUGAUAACCAAGGCUUCUACAGGUCCCAGGAAGAGCAGACUUGGGAUGUCGUCGUUCCUGGGUGUUGCAAAGACAACAGUCACCUGCUGAAGGUAGCCAAGAGCAGUGGUGCACCUGGGGCACACACGGUACCGAGACACAACACUGCACUGCAGAUGGUGAACUCCAUACACGUUGUUGAAGUCUACAGUCAUAAGGAUAGUUACAACAAGCCAACCUGUCAGAUACCUGGAUAGCUGGUGUCUCAAAUGCAACUGCUUCUCUGGACCAAAAUGAAAUGUUGAUAGAAAUAUGUGCCUUAAAGACAACACAGAAAGUUCAUUAUUCAUAUGAACUGUAAGUUUUCUAUAUUCCAAGAUGGUUAUUUAAGAGAAAUGCUUCAAGGUCUGAUACAAAUAAAGAUAUGAAUAUUGGGGCUGUCA